UCUUCUGUCUCGCGGAGAAGCUGCUUUUACAUUUGAACCGUUUUAAUAGUUGAACAUUUGAACCCGACGUCCUGUUUGCUUCUUAAACCUUUUGUUUUCCUUUUUUUUUUUUUUACUGGAAGUCAUCGACGGGGUCUCACAUGCGGCUGGAGGCCGGAGCCCAUGGUCGUCCGGAGGGGGGGGCCCAGUGAUGCUGCCCGCUUCCGUCCACUCGGCCUCGGCCCCCGUCAGUUUUCUGUGCAGAUACCUCAGCGGACGCCACAACACGCCGCAGGAGGACGAUGAGACGAUGAGCUCGCAGGAGCAAGAAGCCGGCGGGGCCCGCCAGCCGGACCCUGCCCCCCCCCCGGCCGACAGCCGGCGCCGCCAGGCCCCCGCCUACGCCUCCCCGUUUGGCGGGCCGAGGCCGGGCCGCGUGGAGGAGCUCCGCCUCUCUCCCCCGGGCUCCAGCUUCUGCUGCGACCAGCCCCCCUGCUGCCUGCCCGCCGGGCACAGCCAGCCCACGCCGUUCCCCAGCCGGGACGACCGCGCCUGGCUCCACCCCAGCUUUGCCAGCAGCUGGUCGGGGUACCCGGACAGCCUGCCGUCCUGCGCGGGCCGGGACGACCCGUCCUGCCGCUCCGCCGACAGCAGCCUGUCGGGCUACAAGUUCGCGUCCCUCCCCAGCCGGCACAGCUGGGGCAGCCUGGAGCAGCCGCUGUCGCUGUGCUCCAACCCGCCUUCGGGCAACCUGCGGCACCACGCGCUGUCGCCGUACGCGUGCUCGCCGCAGGGGGCGGCCUGCUGCGCGCAGUGUCCCGCGGACGCCUUCGGGGGGGCGUCGGCGUUCACCGGGCACCCGUGGGCUCCGUCCCGCCCGGCUCACGGUCCCUACUACACCUCCGGACAUCAUGGAGCUGGAUACAUCGGACACAGCGCUCCGGCCAAAGAGCGGCCCCCGACUCACAGCGCGCCGCUCUCUCUGGAGCAGAGGAAGGUUUUCGUCACCUACGAAGCGGACAACGACCAACACGUCAACGAGAUCAUCAACUUCGUCGCCCUGCUGCGACACAACGGCUUCGACACACACAUCGAUAUUUUCGAGCAGCAGUUCAGGAGCAUCAGCAAGAUCGACUUCAUGGAGCGCUACCUGAGCGAGAAAGAGUACCUGAUCAUCAUCAUCAUCAGCCCCAAGUACCACGAGACGGUGACGGCGUCCCCCGGGGCGCCGCAGACCGACGAGCGCACCUUCAACACCGUCUACAUCCACAAGCAGCUCCAGAAUGAGUUCAUCCAGAACGGGAGCAAGAACUUCCGGUUUAUUCCCAUCGUGUUCCCCGGGGCCAAGAAGCAUCACGUCCCAAACUGGCUGCAGAACACGCACGUGUACGAGUGGCCCUUCCACCGGGACGACAUCCUGCGGCGGCUGAUGAGGGUGGAGAAGUACAACCCCCCCCCCAUCGGGGAGCUGCCCACCAUCGUCUCAAUCCCCAUAUAGAGACGAAACAAACGCACCCCGAGUGUGAAGGGGGGGGGGGGGGGGGAUGGGUUGCUUGAAGAAUGAAUGUGACGUUUGUCUCAGUGAACAUGUGAUCGGUCUUUUUGGAUCCAUCUAUCGUCUGUAGGGGGAUGCGGUUCCAUGUGAUAGUCAGACCCCUCAGUCCUGCUGUGAGUAGUAUGUUUACAAGGUAUAGUUUGGCCUGCAGGUAGGGCUCCUGUUGGAAAGUCCCAUCAAGCUUCUGUGUGUGUGUGUGUGUGUGUGUGUGUCACAGCACAAGUUGGAAUUUGUUGGGCUGAAGAAUCUCGAGAUCACAUUCCAUUUAGAUUCCUGUGAUAUUUUUGUCUUUUAAAUCCACUUUGGAGUGGGCAGCAGAUACUGGGAGAUGAGUUAUUUUAAACGUGGUGAAGUUGAAGCGGAUAAUACACGAUAUGCUCUUCAUCUAUUAAAGUUCUUCUCGUGUCCCUCAUGAGGAACACGUGGGGGCCGGAUCUCCUGCUUUUAGCAGCGUUUCAGCUGGUUAGCCCGACUGAGCUAACGGCUCGUAGCCAGCUAGCUAUGCAGACGUGUGAUUGUCUCCAGAUGCAUGUUCAUUGCCUAUUGAAACAAAAUAUAUUCAGUUAAACUAAUGUAGUUGUUAUUUUGAGGUGAACUGUCUCUUUAAGGGUUCUGCGUGUUGCUGCAUAAACUAUAAUAAUUAACAAUUAAAGAACGUACGAUUCGCAUUGUUGGUUUAGGAUACACUGUUAAAUUAAAUAUCGGUCCAACCUGUAAAAAUACAGAGUAAAAAGACAUCAAACUGGGCGCAGUUAUCGUAGUAAAGAACCAACAAGCCUUAUUUCAUUUGUUUUUGUGAUAUUAACAGAGGCAGAAUCAGCCUUCCUUUUACCAUAGAAUGUAUUUUUACUCAUAAAAAGGUGUUUUACA
Pungitius pungitius (ninespine stickleback) is the source of this 2404-nucleotide messenger RNA. RefSeq lists its product as uncharacterized. Bases 191 to 1477 code for a protein of 428 amino acids. NCBI's taxonomy places the organism in Eukaryota, Metazoa, Chordata, Actinopteri, Perciformes, Gasterosteidae. The record is from RefSeq and is a predicted model, not a curated record. The transcript has 10 exons. Gene Ontology annotation, biological process: positive regulation of canonical NF-kappaB signal transduction; humoral immune response.